Molecule: messenger RNA, 1053 nt
Organism: Setaria italica (foxtail millet)
Lineage: Eukaryota; Viridiplantae; Streptophyta; Magnoliopsida; Poales; Poaceae
Product: tricin synthase 1
Exons: 2
Coding region: 153-890 (245 amino acids)
Molecular function (GO): O-methyltransferase activity; S-adenosylmethionine-dependent methyltransferase activity
Source: RefSeq, a predicted model, not a curated record
GUUUCGGAUCCAACACAUUUUUUUUGCAUUAUUGGUCACGAUAAGGUUUUAUACGUGCACACCACGGAAUUCAGUUAGCAGAGCACGCAACGAGCGAAGCCGCCGUCAGCUGUGCUACCGUGGCAACUGCAGGGAGAGGCGGCGAUCCAGCCAUGGCGACCGGCGGCGGCGUACCGGACGUCCACAGCAACACCGGCAGCAGCAACAAGACGCUGCUCAAGAGCCAAGCCCUGUACAAGUACGUCCUGGACACGACGGUGCUGCCGAACGAGCCGGAGUGCCUGCGCGAGCUGCGCCUCCUCACCGACAAGCACGAGCAGAGGAACAUGGCGACGCCCCCGGACGAGGCGCAGCUGCUGGGGAUGCUGGUCAAGCUGAUGGGCGCGCGGAGCACGCUGGAGGUGGGCGUCUUCACCGGCUGCUCUCUCCUGGCUACGGCGCUCGCCCUCCCCGGCGACGGCAGGGUCAUCGCCGUAGACGUGAACCGCGAGUACUUCGAGCUCGGCCGGCCCUUCUUCGAGAAGGCCGGCGUCGCGCACAAGGUGGACUUCCGCGAAGGCCCCGCGCUGGACCACCUCGACGCGCUGCUCGCCGACGAGGGCAACGUGGGGGCCUUCGACUUCGCCUUCGUCGACGCCGACAAGCCCAACUACGUGCGGUACCACGAGCAGCUGCUCCGCCUGGUGCGCGUCGGCGGCGCCAUCGUGUACGACAACACGCUGUGGGGCGGCACGGUGGCGCUGCCGCCCGACGCGCCGCUGUCGGACCACGACCGGCGGAUCGUGGCCGCCAUACGGGACCUCAACGCCAGGCUCGCCGCCGACGAGCGCGUCGAGGUGUGCCAGCUCACCAUCGCCGACGGCGUCACCAUCUGCCGCCGCGUCGCGUGAUUGCCGGCCGGCCUCGCCGGCGGCCGUGCGCGCGCGCGCGGCGGUUUCAAUAAGAUUUCGGUCUUCCGAAUCGUGGGCGUCAGAUAUUGGCCCUCGUAGUUGUGGUGCCUGAAUUGGAAAUUGGAAUAAGUGAAUAACAAUGGCGCCUUGAUCUUUUGGAACA